Molecule: messenger RNA, 1225 nt
Organism: Saccoglossus kowalevskii
Lineage: Eukaryota; Metazoa; Hemichordata; Enteropneusta; Harrimaniidae
Product: formin-like protein 3
Biological process (GO): cortical actin cytoskeleton organization; regulation of cell shape; cell migration
Cellular component (GO): cytosol
Molecular function (GO): actin filament binding; small GTPase binding
Source: RefSeq, a predicted model, not a curated record
UGCGUGAGUGAGUGAAUGAUCUAAUCAAAACAGGGAGUGACACAACUUUCCCAACGUGCGUGAGUGCCUUUGCAAAUUUCGGGUCUUGCAACAUCCGCCCUGAUACGGAAGAAUAUACGUUAGUAUUGUGCACAGGUAUGGGAACAACUUAAACGAAUCGUCGCGAAAUUUGGACCCGGUUAUUCAAAGCAGCGAUAGAUCGUUCAGGAAACUGUCGUCUGGAUCACAUUCUGAGUAACCCUGAUAGUUGUGUAUACCGUUGUCAGAGCAGACAGUUGAACAUUCGGUUACGUUUCGACAAUAUCCAGCAAUAACAAAUGAUGGGCAGCGACCAUAGUACGCAUAGGGAGUUGAAGGUGUCCGAACUCAAUACAAAGACACCGAUGCCCGAGACAACUGAGCUGGAGAAGAGAUUCACCAAAGUACUGGCGUCUAUGGACUUACCGCCUGAUAAAGCCAAAGUUUUAAAAUCCUAUGAAGAUGAAAAGAAAUGGGAACUUAUAUGUGAUCAGGAAAAGGUAGUUGCAAAAGAGACUCCCGGGUAUUAUAUUGACAAAAUAAAAAAACUUAUAGAUCCAGCUGGCACAACCAAGAGACAGAGAAAAAAAUUAAUAGAUCACUCUACACAGAUUGUACGAGAAUUGGAAAUCUCACUGCGAACUAACCAUAUCCAACCUGAUGAGCUGCGGCAGGCAUUGAUGCCAACUCUUGAAAAGUUGUAUAAACAAGAUCCUGAGUCUUUGCCAUUUCGUCAGCCAGUCGACCCUUCGUUUCUGCAAAUUCCGGAUUAUUUUCAAAUAGUGACAAAUCCUAUAGACUUAUCUACAAUAAAACGCAAGCUUGACACAGGACAGUAUCAAGAUCCAUGGCAAUAUGUAGAUGAUGUGUGGUUAAUGUUUGAGAAUGCUUGGCUCUAUAAUAGGAAGACCUCAAGAGUGUAUAAAUAUUGUUCUAAAUUAGCGGAGGUCUUUGAACAAGAGAUAGAUCCUGUCAUGCAAUCACUUGGAUACUGCUGUGGUAGAAAAUAUGUGUUUCAACCACAAGUAUUAUGUUGUUAUGGUAAACAGCUUUGUACUAUAGCCAGAGACUCUAUUUACUGGAGUUACCAGAACAGUUCACGGAGUCUCGGCCUUCUUUCUGACAGAUAUCACUACUGUGAGAAGUGUUUUGGAGAAAUACCUGGUGAGAAUGUUACUCUAGGAGAUGACCCCUCCCAACCUACAAC